UAAACUUCCUCUUUUAUCAUCCCACCUUCCACUUCACAUCCAUUCCUCACCCAAUUUCCUCUUCAAUCGUAUCUUCAACUCCUGAAUCGAUUCAUUUCAAAACAAUUCCAGUGCUAAUGCCUUUCCAACAGAAUUUGGAAGAACAUGCACCACCGUUCGAUUCUUCAGGAGACGCAUCACUAAACAAGAACAUGAAAUCAGAUUCUGAAAAUUCGACAGGAUUUUGUGAGUGCAACAUCUGUUUGGAUUCAGCAAGAGACCCUGUGGUUACCCUAUGUGGCCACCUCUACUGCUGGCCUUGCAUUUACAAAUGGCUUCAUGUCCAAAACGCCUCUCUUGAAUCCGAUAAACACCCGAAAUGCCCUGUUUGUAAAUCCCCCAUCUCCAACUCAUCCCUAAUUCCGCUCUAUGGCCGUGGCAAUCUGCCAUCAUCUGAUCCCGAAUCCGAAUCCAGAUCAAACCCCGAAUGGAGAACGACCCACCAAUCAGAACUAGUCAUUCCCAGCAGACCAUCAGCUCCAGGUGGCUCGAUUUUGCAUCUGAAUCAGCCGUUCCAUCCUGGUCCUUUUCAGCCUCAGACUCAACCUCAACCCCAGAUCAUGAACCACCCGCACCCAUUUGGAAGCUAUGCCUUCGGACCAUCUAACCUAGGUGGACCCAUGGCCAUGACACCAACCGGCUUUUCAAACCCGUUUGUGGGAAUGGUUGGAGAAAUGGUCUGUGCUAUGAUCUUUCGGAGUUCUGAUUCGGGCUUCUUUGCUGCGUAUCCUUAUAGAUCGUACCAGAACCCCUAUCUUGUUCCAGGCACGGGUAGUCCGAGGGUGAGAAGGCAAGUAAUGCAGGUGGAGAAAUCACUUAACAGGUUAACCAUAUUUUUCUUCUGUUGUUUCAUGUUGUGUCUUCUGUUGUUCUGAGUUUUGGGUGAAGAAUUUUAUAUUCAUUGACAUAAUGUGGAUGUGAUGAUAUUGUAAUUCUUUCUUAUUC
Cynara cardunculus var. scolymus (artichoke) is the source of this 984-nucleotide messenger RNA. RefSeq names its product E3 ubiquitin-protein ligase RMA1-like. NCBI's taxonomy places the organism in Eukaryota, Viridiplantae, Streptophyta, Magnoliopsida, Asterales, Asteraceae. Gene Ontology annotation, molecular function: ubiquitin protein ligase activity; ubiquitin-like protein conjugating enzyme binding. The record is from RefSeq and is a predicted model, not a curated record. The coding region runs from base 117 to 914 and encodes 265 amino acids. Gene Ontology annotation, cellular component: endoplasmic reticulum. The transcript has 2 exons. Gene Ontology annotation, biological process: ubiquitin-dependent protein catabolic process.